This is a messenger RNA of Dryobates pubescens (Downy woodpecker), 905 nucleotides long. RefSeq names its product jagunal homolog 1 (gene JAGN1). The coding region runs from base 160 to 711 and encodes 183 amino acids. The transcript is spliced from 2 exons. Gene Ontology annotation, cellular component: endoplasmic reticulum membrane. Lineage: Eukaryota; Metazoa; Chordata; Aves; Piciformes; Picidae. Gene Ontology annotation, biological process: granulocyte colony-stimulating factor signaling pathway; endoplasmic reticulum organization; vesicle-mediated transport. The record is from RefSeq and is a predicted model, not a curated record.
GGAGGCAGGGCGAGGGUAAAGGGGUUCUGGGGCUGUCACUGUGGGAAGGAGGCUCGGGAGGACAAUUAUAGCCCUCAGCUGCGGGGCCGGUGCUUGCCCCGGAGGAGCUACCAGAGGACCGCUCUCACUCCUCAGGCCGCGCCUUCCCAGGAUAGCAGGAUGGCCUCCCGCGGGGGUCCCCGCGCCACUGGCACAGAUGGCAGCGACUUCCAGCACCGAGAGCGGGUGGCCUCGCACUACCAGAUGAGUGUGACCCUCAAGUCGGAGAUAAAGAAGCUGAUCUAUACCCACGUGUGCAUCUGGCUGCUGCUGAUGGCCCAGAUGUGCGUGGGGCACCUCAAGCUGCUGCCCCACGACCAGGUGGCCAUGCCCUACCAGUGGGAAUACCCCUACCUGCUCAGCAUCCUGCCUUCCCUCCUGGGCCUUCUCUCUUUCCCCCGCAACAACAUCAGCUACCUGGUGCUCUCCAUGAUUAGCACUGGUCUCUUCUCCAUGGCUCCCCUCAUCUACGGGGCUAUGGAGAUGUUCCCCAUGGCACAGCAGCUCUACCGUCACGGCAAAGCUUACCGCUUCAUCUUUGGCUUCUCAGCCGUCUCUGUCAUGUAUCUGGUGGUGGUGGUGGCUGCCCAGGUGCAUGGCUGGCAGCUCUACUACAGCAAGAAGCUGCUGGACUCCUGGUUCACUAGUACACAGGAGAAGAAGAAGAAAUGAGAGAGGGAUGGGUGACCUCUGUGACUGCUGGAGCUCCACAGCUGAGGCCAGGAGGGUGGCUAUGGUGCAGCUCCGGCAGGUGGGGGGAUCGCCGGGGACCAGCGGGGGUGUCUGAGCCAUGUCACGGCUCCAGGCUCGCAUGCAGGGAAGAAAACCCAGGGAUGAGGAGGGUCCUCGGAGUGCCGUGCUCCCUU